AGAAAGUAUAGGAACAACAUCGUUCUUCCAAAAUUAAAAAAAAAUUAUAUAAUAAUUAUAAAAAGUGAAAAACAUAGUAAAACUCUCACAAACAAGAAACGAUGUCCAACGUUAUUAAGAAGGUGAUUCCCAUGCUGGACCGCAUUCUAAUCCAGCGUUUCGAGGUGAAGACCACCACCGCGGGCGGCAUCCUGCUGCCCGAGGAGUCGGUGCCCAAGGAGAUGCAGGGCGUGGUGGUUGCCGUCGGACCCGGAGCCCGCAAUCCUGCUGGAGCUGGACACUUGUCCGUUGGCGUCAAGGAGGGCGAUCGCGUGCUGUUGCCCAAAUACGGUGGAACUAAGGUCGAUAUGGACGACAAGCGCGAGUAUGUUCUGUUCCGCGAGAGCGAUAUCCUUGCUAAACUGGAAUAGAUUUGCAACACUUUCCGAAACAUCAAAGCCGAUAUACACGAUAUACAUAUAAUGCUCCAAGCAAUACUCAUCCUCCUAUCUCGUCACUUAUCUUCGGUGGAGACUGUCAUUUUGCUUCCGAAUUGCGUUCGAAACUAAAUGAUUAUAAUGAAAUGUUAUAUUUGGUAAAUGGCCAAUCUACACACUCCACACACUUCAUCCGACUAUGAAACAUGUCGCGCCUGCUCUUAUAGCUACCACUCACACUGCCAUAUCGUGUAAGGACAGGCCAAAUAAACCACUGUAGAUGUGCCUUUUGUGUCUU
This is a messenger RNA of Drosophila melanogaster (fruit fly), 714 nucleotides long. RefSeq lists its product as uncharacterized. NCBI's taxonomy places the organism in Eukaryota, Metazoa, Arthropoda, Insecta, Diptera, Drosophilidae. The record is from RefSeq and is marked reviewed. Gene Ontology annotation, molecular function: ATP binding; protein folding chaperone. The transcript is spliced from 2 exons. Gene Ontology annotation, cellular component: mitochondrion. Gene Ontology annotation, biological process: protein folding. The coding region runs from base 102 to 410 and encodes 102 amino acids.